This is a messenger RNA of Closterium sp. NIES-67, 13640 nucleotides long. The record is from the annotation of a GenBank genome assembly. NCBI's taxonomy places the organism in Eukaryota, Viridiplantae, Streptophyta, Zygnematophyceae, Desmidiales, Closteriaceae.
UCUGGCCAGAAUCAGCUCAUAGCGUAUCUUCCUGCUACCCUGUUUCUGCGCGUAUCGCAACUCGUUCUGCUGUCGGUCUCACGUCUAUGUCUCACUGGCUAGAAGUCCUGUUAGAUCGUCAAGACUCGAUGAGAGAUCCAGUCGCUCGGGCAAAUUUCUAGUUAGAAAGGAAUGGCGUACCGACCGUUAGCGUGCAGCUCGAAGCCGGCUUCGUUUUACACGGAGCGAUUCACGCACCGAGGAAACCCCACCUUCUCCACCUUCAUACAAUCCAUCUUCGAGUCAUCGCAACCGUCGAUCCUCUGCAGAUUUACGCAAUCCAGUCUAGAGCCGUCUCAACCCUCGAUCGGAAUCCCAACCUUUUGCAGAUUCAUGCAAUCCAGUCUCGAGUCGUUUCAAUUGUUUGGGUCGUUUGAGCCGUCGCGAAAUUCAGCAGUAUGGAAUGCAGCGGGACUGCUGAAUUCCAUGCAGCCCAGCUCGUCACCCUUCAUGCAGGGUCGCUGCCUCACGCCGAGGAAACCAAGAGCUAGGCAGAUCCAGACGACGACUCGGCGAUACCAGGCGACACGUCGGCGGUCUAACCGGGCGACGACUACAUGGUUACAUUCUUCAGCGCUGUUGGUCCUAGUAGCGUUGGCUCUAUGUGUUUUCUGUCAGCCAGUAGGCGCUUCCAGAACGACUUUCCAAAAGCCGCCUGGAGAUGGUCAAAAUCUGCCAGUCUCACUAAACGUAGCGGACAGGCGUGCACUCUCCGUUCAAACCCUAACGCCGCCUCCCAGUAGAAUUCCUCCUCGUCCAGUUUCUCCCCCUGUAGCACCGUCCCCUGUAGAUAAAUCGGAUCCGGACUAUGACGAGGACUACUAUAACGAAUCCGGGCCCGAAGACGUGGUUUGGGUCGGCAACAUAUCUCCAGGGAGUAAAAGUAGCCCGCUGCCCGACGACAAAAUGUUUUUGAAGCGGGACAGGCGGUCAACGACGACUGGGACUUCAGCGACGGGCAGCGAUAACGUUAUUGCUGCCCGCAGGCUGAAGGUUCUCUACCCCAAGGGGGCUCAGGGGAAGUCGAAGAAGGGGAAGCAGGUGGUGCGGAUUUACUUCGAAGUGCGCAAGAUCGUGGGAAACGAGACCUGCCGAGAUUGCCUCGUGUCGUGCGCGCUGGACCAAUGGAUGAUCCCGUGCGACACGUGGCGAGUGCGGCUCGACGACGUGAAGGAUGGUUACCACCGUUUCGACGUCGUCGCACAGGACAGGAGCGGGCAGGCGAGCGGAUGGGGCAUUCUGGACUUCGUCGUGGGGGCGCCGGGGGGAGUGGAGGCGGGAUCAGUGGCAGCGGCACCCAUCAAGCCCAAUAUGACCUUCACUAAGAUCACGCAGCAGAGCAACCGCUCGCACGUCACUGUCUAUUUCAACCGGCCCUGCCCUGCCUUCCGCUGCAACACGCUCCACUGUUCGCUGAGAGUGAAGGAGAACGGAACCAUUGACUUUGCCACUUUUCAGCAAGUGCGCUGGGGGCUGGAGUACAAGGUGGACGUCGUUCCCACUGCGCUCACGGGGCGGGCUGUCGUGCGCGUCAGAGAGGACGCGUGUGGUAACCGCACGUACGUGCAGCAGGGCAACAACACCGUGAUACGCAUCAGAUACGACCUGCGCAAUUUCAAGGUGGCUCUGCUCUCCUCCAUGGCCCCUGUCGACAUUCGCUCCCUUGAAUCGCGCUAUGGCGACCAGCUGGCCUCCUGGAUUGAUGGUGGCAGCAGCAGCGGCGGCGGCAGCAGCAGCAGCAGCAGCGGCAGUAACAGAUAUGAAGCCCACUUUGCAGACUCCAGCGCCUGUUCCCCUGUGGUUCUUGCAGUGAAUAGGAGCACUAGUGUCGGCGGUAUUGGUACUAAGGGUGGUGGCAUCACCAGUGGAAACAGAGGGGGCAGCAUCAAGCUGAGUGCUGGUGGUAGCGGGGUAGGGGUGCUUGGUACGGCCGGCAACAUCACAGCUGGCAACAGCAGCAGCAGCAUCACCAGCAGCAGCAGCACUCGUGUCAUCGUCAACGCCCUGGAAGCCCUGGCCAACAGCACUGACCUGAUCCUCGUGCCAUCCUGCCACCAGCUCUUUUCCUCCAACCGCCCCUUCGACCUCGUCUUCUACAUGGUGCUCUCCACGCGCAUCCCCUCCGUCCCCCCGCCCCUUCCCAGUGCGGUUGUGACGUCUGAGUCCGCUGCCAGGGAUGUGCAAUCGGAUGCUGAUGCGGACAGGGAGGCGGACGUGCCGCUGGAUUUCGAGGCUGCGGGAGGGAGAGGGGGGGUUUCAAGAGCGGCACUGGGCUUUAACGACCCGGGGAAAGCGAGGGGCGCAGGAGGGACAGAGGAAGCUCCUGACGCCACGAGCUCCGCCUCCUCGCUCAAGCAGCGCCUGCUCAACUCCCUCAACGUCACCGGGGGCUACCCGGUGGUGCUGGCGAGGCUGUCAGGCCGGCUGUUCAAGUUCAGGGUGGUGCCAUUCGUUAACCCCGGUAUAAUCACGGUGACUGUCAAGCCAGACACCCUCGUUAGUGUGCACGGCAAUCUCAACCAGCAGUCCAACACCGCAGCCAUCAUCUUUGGCACCCAGCCCGCCAGCAUGCAGCUGUCGCUCAUCCAGCACCACGAGCCAUACAGCAAGGGCCUGGGGUCUGGGGUUAUACUCUGGCCGCCUCACAGCAACUCCCCUGCUGACCCAUCCUCGCUAUUAGCAUCUCCAUCAUCGCCACCAUCGUCGUCGUUGCUGCCAUCAGCAUCAUCCUACAAUCUAUCGUACUCACCAGCAGCAGCAGCAGCAGUACCAGUGGCACCCGCAGCAACAGCAGCAACAGCACUGGGGGCAGCAGCACCAUCACCAGCAGCAGCAUCGUACGAUGUGGCGCUCACAGAACUGAACCUUCUGAUCAAUGCUUCGGCCCCUGUGUCGAGCAUCCAGCAAGGGACGAUCGUGGUGAAUGGGAGCGACGGUGCUACUGUGGAGUGGGUGCAGCGAAUCAGCCCAGCAGCCUUCAUUGCCCGCAUCACCCUGCCCCAGUCACCACCUCCCCCUGUUGCCCUGUCCGUCUCUCUGCUUGCUGGCGCGGCCACCACCCCCUGGGGAACCACCUCCCUGGCUUCCAACACGAUCCACAUCAACUAUUCGCCCUCGUCCACGCCCACCAUCGUCGCCACCACCAUCACCGUCACCACUGUCACUGCUUCCGCGCUCUCGGUGCUCUACUCGCUCUCCUCCUCCGCCCUCACCACCCACGGCCUUCUUCCCAGCAUGCACGGGCGCUUACCACUCUCACCUUCCAGGAAUCUCCUGGUGAGUGCCGUGUCAUCUGCACCUGCUGUCAUCCCUGCAGGUCUUUGCCUUCGCCUCCUGGCUGAGAGUCGACCUCCCGCUCACCUUCCUGGAAACAGCGCAGCAGCUCUGGUGGGUGCUGCCUCAUGGCCCCCUGCCCUGGGAGGGGCGGCAGGAACUGCAACUGUAGCAGGGGCAGCAGGGGCAGUAGGGGCAGCAGGGGCAGCAGCAGCAUCAGGAGUGCAAGGGGUCGAAGUAGGAGCAGCACCAAGAGCCGGAGGAAAAACGGCUACACCAGCCACAGCAGCUGCUACAGCAAGAGCAGCGGCAGCAGCAAGAGCAGUGGCAGCAGCAAAAGCAGUGGCAGCAGCAAAGGCAGCGGCAGCAGCAAAGGCAGCGGCAGCAGCAAAAGCAGCUGCUAUGACCAGAACAGCAGCAGAAGCAGCAGCAGCAAAUACUAAAGCAGCAGCCAGGGCUACAGCAGCAGCAGGGGAGUUGCCAGCGCCAAAUGAAUUUGGCCCGAUUGCCGCUGCACCAGAGGCAGUGAUGGGAGACGGGGAGAGAGGCGUGGGCGUGAGUGGGGCUGCUGGAGUGGAGAGACAGCUCAGGGAGAGAGGAGGGAGGUUAAUGAGGGAGGGAGGCCUCCUGCCGAGGGGGAUGGGAGGAGGGGAUAGCGGAGAGAGUGAGAAGGAGCAAGUUGGAGAGGGCAGACGGGUGCAGCAUGCGAGCAAUGACGGUAGCCAUGGCGGUGGUAAUGGCGGCGGUGAUGGUGGUGAUGGUGAUGGUGAUUACGACCCCAGCCACACUGCUGACCCCAGCCGCACAGCUGACCCCAGGCCCUACCCGUCCAGGUCUCUCAAGCGGGAGAAGCUGUCAUGGCCCAUGCGGCGGCUCCUUGUCUUCUCUGCUGACCCCGCUACCCCAGCAAACCCUUCCAGCCCAGCGAACCCCUCUAGCCCGUACACUGGCCCUAACUCUAACCCUAACCCUAGUGCUGAGUUGAGUGCUGACAUUAACAGUAGGAGUAGCAGUGACAGCAGCAGCAGCUAUAGCAGUAGCGGUGGCAGCAUCAGUGGCAGCAUCGGAUCUAGCAGCGCUGUUGGUGGCGGUGUCAGUGGCAGAGUCAGCUCGAGCACUGCCGCAGCUGCCACAGCUGCUACAGCUGCCACAGUUGCCACAGCUACCAGAGCUGCUACAGCUGCCACAGCUGCCACAGCUACCAGAGCUGCUACAACUGCCACAGCUGCCACAGCUACCAGAGCUGCUACAACUGCCACAUCGGCUACAGCUGCUGCAGCUGCCACAGCUGCCACAGGUGCUAGCAGCGCUACAGAGGCACCUGCAGUUACGGGGAAUUAUGAAUCUGCCGGAACAACCUGGCGCCCAGAGUCUGAGCUGCUUCUCCAGCAGAAGGUGCUCUCGCAGAUGUCGUACCCAUCCGCCUCCCAUGUCGCUGUCAGCAUCGCGUGUGGCACUCUCCUCUGGUCCUUCAUUCUCCUCGCCUCCACCCUCCUGCUCCACGCCCUCGCCUACCUCCUCCUCUUCCUCUCCUCCCGCACUGCCAUCAAAGCUGCUGCUGCAUCUGCAGCGGUAGGAGGAGGAGCAGGAGCAGGAGUGGGGAAGUUACCAGCAGGGUGGGAAACCACAGCAGCAGGAGUGGGAGGAGGAGCAGGGUUCAUAGGAGGGGGAGGAGGAGCAGGGGGGGAGACGAGGGUGAGGUUGCCGUGGGAGGUGGGCCAUCUGCUCAACUGGCCGCGCCCGCUGCUCUUCGUGCUGCUGCUGUGCCUGCCUGCCCUGUGCCACGCGCUCACCCUCCUGUGUGCCGGUUGGGCAGGCCUCCCGUUCGUGGCAGUGCUAGUCGUUGUUGCGAACAUCCCCGUCCUUCUCACGUUCUUUCUCCGCAACAUUGCGUGCAAGAGGAAAUCUGUGAUCUAUCAGCUGCCUUCAUCCAGCUCAGCCCAUGGCACGUGGCACAUUACAGAUCCUGCCACGUGUCCAGGUUUCAUUGGCCAAUGGGGGCUGCUCUUUGAGACCCGCUGGGGUGGUAACCGCACCGGAGGAGCAGUCAUGACCCAAACCACGACCUUAGGUUCGGGGCGAACCAGCGGCUCAGCAAUAGGCUCGGCUUUUGACCGAACCAAUGGUUUAGGUUCGGGCCGAAUCAACGGCUCACCCUUGGGGUCAGCUUUUGCCCGAAGCAGCUUUUCUGGCAGGGCGGCGGCGGUGCAUCCCAUUGUGGUGGAGGGUGGGGGAGGAGGAGGAGGGAGUGCGCAUGGGUACCAGAUUAGCAGCACGAGGGGAGGGAGGUAUGGAGGAGGAGGGGAGUGGUGGAACGUGGACGACUCAUUUACACAUGGGCGUGGGUACGCACAUGCAGAUGCAGAUGCAGCGCACGGGCAUGGGACAGACAACGACUCUGCCAUGGGAAAAAUGCGUCGCUGGUGUGGGUGGGCAUCUGGGUGCAUGGGGCUGGCGCACGUGCCUCUCGACCUCUCCCUCCGCUGCUCGCUGGCUGUGGUUGUAGCGAGCUACAGCUGGAUGGCCGACACUGCCAGCUCAGCAGACGCUGCCAGCUCAGCAAGUGCCAGCUCAGCAGCAGCAGGAGACGCGCGUGCGCAGUGCAUUGUCCUGCUCACCCUCUCCUGCCUCCACUUCCUCUACCUCGCCCUCGCCCGCCCCUACAUCAGCGCCUCCCUCCUACUCUCAGACCUCCUCGCCUCCGCCUCCCACGUCUCCCUCUUCUCUGUCUGCCUAGCGAUUGCCACUGGAGCGAUCGCCCCCUCUGCAGCAGGCGCAGCUGGGUCGGGCCUGCUGGCGCUGCUGCUGGUGUCUUUUCUGGGGCAGUUGCUGUGUUUCGUGAGGGCGUUAAGCAAGGACGCGUGUGGGAUUGGGUUUGUGUACUAUGACGGGAUUGGGGGAUUUCUGGGUGGAGUCUCCCUGCUAGCCUAUGGUCUCAUGCUCUUCUUUCUAGGUCCUUUUGGAUUCGGAUCCCGUAGAUUUGAUACGGAAUCUAGAGAUCUGGGCGGGGACUCAGGGAGCCAAUCAGGGUGGAGGAAAGCGUGGGGGGGCGGGAGGAAGGGGGGAGGGGGGAUGGGGUCAAGAUACCACAUGGAUAGGCGGAGUGAGCUGGGGGGGUCUCCAGAGGCGCCGUUUCCGGUGAAAGGGGGCUCUAGGGGGAGCAGCAGAGGCAGGCCUGGGAGCCAAAGCAGCAGUGAGAACAAUAGUAGUGGUGGUGGUGCUGGCGGUGGCAGAGGGGCUUCUAAUGGCCCAACUUAUAACGAGUACGCUUCCUCGAACCGGGUGACGGAUUCCGAGCCCAGACCGGUCCGAUCAGGGGCGUCUCAGUUUGAAUCAGCAGGGCAAGCAAGUGGGGGGGGCGGAACCUCAGGGGGGGGAAGGAUACUGGGGGAUUCUAUGGCGUCUGGGGGGAGGGGGAGGGGGGAAUCAGGCGGAAGGGGGGAGGCGGGGGAGCCAGGGGGGUAUGGAACGGAUGAGGGGGAGGAGUGGCGGAACUCCCCCCGGAUGCUCAUGCAGCUGCUGCCCAUGCUGGCGCCCUCGUGGGCUAAAGAAGGUGGGGGGAGAGAAGGGGUAGGAGGAGGGGGAGGGGGAGGGGCGUCAACAGAAGGUGUAAGUGCUGCUGCUGCUGCUGUUCCUGCUAGCGCUGGUACGGCUGGUGGUGCCGGUGCUGGGGUGCUGGGCGCGGUGUUUGGAGCAGGGGCGGCUGCAGCUUCGCUGGGGGUCGGUGCUGUCACUGCAGCAGCAGCGGCUGUUACCGCUGGUGGUGGUGGUAGGAAUAGGACACAUACUGACAACACAAAGGUGAGGGGCAGGCCCCACCUGCUGAGCCCGAGAACGUGGGGGAGGAAAGGAAAGCAGGAGAAGGAGAACUGGGGGAGGGAAGGGCAGUCGGAUAUGGCAGGAGCGGCAAAUACUAUGGCUUCUCCUGCAUCUCCUGCUUCCCCUGCUGCUGGCACCGGUGCUCUAAGCCCUCUUUCCCCUCGACGAAUCUCCCCGCUCCCUGUGCUGUGUGGUAACCAGAAUGGGGCACUUGCUGCUGCUGCGAUCGCCAGUAAUGGCGUAACAUCAGCGUCCGCUGGCCCGUCCACUACUCUGCCAAGUGAAUCUUGGUCCUCUCUCUCCUCUUUCUCCUCUAGUGAGCGCUCGGCCAGUGCUGCUGCUGCAGCAGCUGCGCUGAUGCAAGGUGUGGGAGGGAGGAGAGGGAAGGGAGAGAGGGGAGGGGGAGGAGGAGGAGGGGAGGAUUUGUUUGGGGGGUUAAGGGCGAGGGUAGAGUAUUUGAGAAGCAGGAGAUUGCAGGAGUUGGGAAGGGGGGGUGGGGGAGAGGAGAGGGAGGGGGCGAGGGGAGGAGGUGGAAGAGAUGCAAGGAGAGAGGGUAACAGGAGCAGAAGUGGCAGGGAGGAGAGGAGGAGGGGGAAAGAACUGGGAAAGGAGAGGAUGCAGGAGCAUGAGGACGAGGAGGAGGAGGAGCAGGAGAGAGGGGUAGAAGUGGUUGUAGACACGGAAAUGAACAUGAGCUGGGCGUCUAGUGUGGGCUCUGGUGGGGGGCCGGAGUGGAUUAGUGAAAUGAAGGGGCGGGGAGGGGGGAAGUGGAGGAAGGGGAGGGGUGUGAGUAGAGGGGGAGGAGGGGGGGAGGGGGAGGAAGGGACGAUGGGGUCGGCUGCAUGGUCGGGGAUAGGCGGGGUGAGAGUGGAUAGCAUGGGGUUUAGGGUUGAUAGUGUCAAGUCCGUUCAGAAACCUCUGCGUAAUGCUACUCCUGAGGUUGCUGCUGGCACUGCUGGUGCUGGUGCUGGUGCUGGUGGUGCUGGUGUUGGUGCAGCAGCAGCAGGAGCAGGUGACCUGGGUCGGUCUGUCGUUGCCAGUUGCAGCAUCGGUCCUGAUAGCACCCCCACUCUUCUCACCCCCACCGCUCUCACUCCCACCACUCACACCCCCACCACGCCACCCCCGCACCAUCGCACCCACAGCAUCACCUGCCACAAAUCCCUAGAAGCUGAAGACGACGUCGAUCCUGAUGCCUCCCCAUUCGCAUCGCCCUCCCCCUCCCUCUCCCCCUCCCCCUCGCCCGACCCUAGAAGGCCCUACCGCCUGCCCUCCCUUUCUGAAGCGCCUCAGAGCGCCUCUCCUGACCCCCGUCGGCCCUAUACCCCACAGCCCAGAGCGGUGAAGAGCGGUUACGCGUGGUCCAGCAGGCAUGCAGCGUAUGGGACGGACACGGACGUUUCUAGAGAGGCGUCUGAAGCCACCCCGCCUGCUUUUGGUGCUCCUGCUACAGCUACAGCGGCUGUGGCUGCUGCUGUUGCCAGAGGUGGUGGUGCUGUUAAAGCACCUGACGCUGCUGCUGCUACUGCUGCUGCAAAGGGAGCUGCAAAGGGAGCUGCAAAGGGAGCUGCUCUGCCUGCCACUCACCCCAAGCCGUACCGGCCCGCCACUGCAGCAGCCUCCUCCUUUCACCCCUCCUCCUCUCACCCCUCCUCCCACUCCCUCUCUCACUCCCUCACUCACUCCCUCUCUGCCUCCUCCCAGGCGUCCAGUGCUACAGCUGCCGUCCCUGCCACUCCCACCGCCCUCACCGUAGAUGCGGCUGUAGCAGCCAUGGCGGCUGCAGCAGGGGGGGACCCCGUGCUACAGCCGCCGCUACAGCCGGGGCUAUGGAGCAUGGUGGCAGGCGCUGCUGGAUCCAUCAUGGGAAGCUUCUGGGGUGGUUCGCCAGGGGAAGGGCCAGAGGUGGCGGAUGGUGGGGAGGGGAAGGGAGGGAGGGAUGAGGAGAGGGGGAGGGGGAUGGAGAUGGAUGGUUCGAUCUCACAACUGGACGGUUCUCUAUCGCAACUGGAGGGGUCUCUCUCUCAAAUGGAUGGCUCUAUGUCACAGGCCCUCACGCCCUUAUCGUCUAUCUCUACCCCGCCUUCCCUCUCCUCCCCCUCCACCUCUCUCUCUCACCCUUCAGAGCUCUCAGGGCACUCAGGGCUCUCAGGGCUCUCAGGGGCUCUCCCCGAUGGGAAAGAGCAGCAGGCAGUAUCUCGCAGCAUCACCCCCCUCACCCCCCUCUCCUCCCUCACGCCUGCCUCCUCCCUAUCCCCUCUCUCCUCCGCCGCCCCCCUCUCGUCCCUCUCCUCGCCCCAAUCGAGCUGCGCCACGUCAUCAUCAGGCUCGGGUGUAGCGAGGAAGAAGCACGUUUCAGGCGCAGUGGUAGAGCCAAGAAAGGCAGUGAGUGAGGUGGAGGCCUUGGCCCUACCCCCCAACAAAGCUGGCUCGUUUGGGAUGAAGGAAGGAUGGGGUGAGCCAGGGGGGGUUGGUCAAGAAAGGGCCUCUUUUGAGGCGCCUCAGAGAUUAGACCCUCAAAGAGGAGGUGGCCACGUGGGGAAGGUUGGAGGAGAAGGGGAGAGAGGGAGAGGAGCGGGAGGAGAAGGGGAGAUAGGGAGAGGAGCGGGAGGAGAAGGGGAGCGAGGGAGAGGAGGGGCUCUGAGUAGGUGGAUGCAUGCGAAGAGACAGGUGGCUGCAGGGAGGCAUGCGGCGGUUUCUGUGGCAGCAGCAGCAGCAGCAGCAGAGAGGGUGAAACCAGCAGCUGUAGUAGCAACAGGGAGGGUAAAGCCGGCUGUAGCAGGAGACGAGAGGGUAAAGCCGGCCGUAGCAGCAGCCGAGAGGGUAAAGCCGGCUGUAGCAGCAGCCGAGAGGGUAAAGCCGGCUGUAGCAGCAGCCGAGAGUGUGAAGCCGGCUGCAGCAGCAGUGACAGCAAAAGCUGCAGCCGCAGCAGAAAGAACAAAGCCUUUUGUUGCGGCAGCAGCAGCAGCAGCAGCAGGAGCAGCAGCAGAACGGCCAACUCUAGAAGCAGCAGCAGAACGGCCAACUCUAGAAGCAGCAGCAGAGAAAAGAGCAGCAGCACAGGCCCGAUCGCCUGUUGUUGUUCGGCAUGCGAUGAUGGAUGCUGGAGGAACCUACUAUGGGCUAGACGCACACAGGAGAACAGAGAGACGGGUAGAGAGAGCAGAAGGGAGAGGGGAAGAGAGGGGAGCAGAGAGAGAGGCGGAUAGGGGAGCAGAGAGAGGAGCAGAGGGCGUGGCAGCAGCUGCUGGAGGAACGUCCACAGGAUUGGAGGCAGGCCGGGGAGCACCCUACUCAAACCGCCCAAAUCAGUACUCAAGCCACCCAAAUGAAGACUUGAGCCGCCCAAAUCAGGUCUCCAGCCACCCAAGCCACAAUCUAGCUGGCCAGCCUAUGGCAGACCAAGACCGCAUGGAGAUAGAGACAAUAUCCGAGACCUCCCCGAUUUCCGAGUCCACGCUGUCGGUUACCCCGUCUCCCUCUCAGUCGAACUCCUACUCCCACGGCCACUCCAGGUCGGGCCUCCGCCUGAGAUCCUGGUCCAAGUCGAGGUCGCGCUCCCAGGCGCACUCAGGUGCUUUUUCAGGUGCCCAGUCAGAUGCUCGUGCGGGGUCGGGCUCCAGCGGGCAGCUGAACGGGCAGGUUAACGGGCAGGCGGGUACAUUUUCAAGGUCGCAGGGUGGUUCUUGUGGCGAUGACCUGGCAGCUGGGAGAGGGUCCUCGCAUGGUAGAGGCUCGUCGGCUGCUGCUUCUGUUGGUAGAGGCUCGUCGGCUGCUGCUUCUGUUGGUAGAGGCUCGUCGGCUGCUGCUUCUAAUGGUCCCGCAGCUUCAAACGGCGUGGCUCCUUCAAACCCUUCCCAUCGAUACGGCCCCGUGGACUCACUUUCUGAUUCAUUCGCCUCCUCCUUUACCACCUCAAUAGAGCCCACCCCAAUACAGUCACUUUCCCCGCUGUCAACUUCGCUGCUGUCCCCGUCUGCAAUAUCUGGGUCGCUUUCUGGGUCGGAAGGAGGGAGCUUGAACAUUGUAAGGAGCGAGCUUGAAAGGAGGAUAAGAGAAACCAGCAGAGCGCUGGAGACUGAGGGGAAGGCGGAGGGGAAGGGCGGGGAGUGCGAGUGGGGGGGGAGUGGAGGUGUGGGAGUGAGGCGUUGGGAGAGAGGAGGGAAGGAGGAGGAGGGGGAGAGGGUGGAUAAAGAGAAGGAGGAUGAGGAGGUGGAGGAAGAGGGGGAGAAGGAGGAGAGGUAUGAGGAGGAGAGGGAGGAGAGGGAAGAGAGUCCGCUGCGGAGAAUGCCCUUGUGGAGGGAUGAGAUGGAUGAGAACACCGCGACUUCCCCUCCGACCAAGGAGGGUGGAACGAGGAGGGAGGAAGGGAAUCCCCCUCUGAUGGCGGAUGGGAUAGGAAGAGAUUUUGGGAAUGGCAGAAGUGCCGCUGGUACAGGUUUUGCUGGUUCAGGUGUUGCUGGUACAGAUGUUGCUGUUACAGGUGUUGCUGGUACAGGUGUUGCUGAUGCAGGUGCUGCAGCUGUUGAUUUUGGUCCUGCUGCAGCGUCUGCUGCUGCAUUUGGGGGAGGAAUGGCAGCAGCAACCGCAGCAGCAGCAAGAGUGUCUGCCUUGGUUGGCAGAUCACCAGCUUCUGUCGCAUAUGGCAAAGCAGGUCCGGCUUAUGGCAGGGCCUGUGCAACUCAUGGCACGGCUGGGGAAGCAGCUGUCACCCCCGCCGCUGCAGCCGAUGCAGCUUCUCUCGCACGGGCUGCUGCUGCAGCGGCCAGAGCAGCAGCUGCAGAGGUGGCAGCGGGAGGGGGGAUGCGUGGAGGGGAGAAGAGUGGAGCGGGUCAGACUGCGGCGCAGGCAGCCAACAGACAUCAAAUGGUCGGGUCAGAGAAGGACCGUCCCAAGGGAGGUUCGGCAAGGCACAGCUCUGGCGACUCUGGUUCGGGAGGCUUUGGUUCGGGAAGCUCUGGUUCGGGGCGAGCAGGAGAAGAGAGGAUGUGGCAGAAGGAGGGUAGCCUGAGUGGGGUGGCGGCAGGAGCAGCAUUCAGUGCCACGUGUCAGAAUCCGAGUGGCUCAUGGACAAGCUAUGAUAUCCAGGUGUCCGCCUCUCUGUCAGAAUCCAAGGGCCAAUCAUCCAUCCCUUCUCCCUCUGACCCCUCUGACCCCUCCUGCCCCCCCUCUCCUCUCCCCCCCUCUGGUAGUUUCCUCACCUCGAUUGAAAUAUCCAACUCCCCGUUACCAUCACUAUCACCUUCUAUAAGCAGGCCUGAGCGCCCGUUUCAGUCACCUUCGGUUAGUGCGUUGAGUCCAUGGGGCAAGGAGAGGGGUGAUGAGAAGGAGAGGAGUGGGAGGGAGGGGGGGAGGGGUGAGGGGGCGAGUAGCGGAAUGGGAAGAUGGAACGGUGAGAGGGGGUUCUUAGCUAGGAGAGUGGCUAGUGGGAGCAGCAAGGAGGCAGAGAAUGACGACGAUGAGGAGGAGGUGGGGGAGGAUGGUUUUAAUUAUGUCAAUGACGAUGAUUUCCAAGAAGAUUCCCAGGAGAUGUGGGGAGGGGGGCCGGGGAGGGUGUUAUCAGCAGCACGCAGGGCAGAGGGGAGAGGGAGGAUCAUCAUCAUGGCGCACGGGAGGGGGCGAGGGAUUCGGAAGAAGGGGGUGCGGCCGGGGCAGCAGGACCAGCUUCCGGACGUGGCUAGGCUGAUCCGGCCACAAGCUCCCCUGAGGCUGAGCUAUGGCGUGAGUCCUGAGGCGCUGCGAGGGGUGAAGCUGAGGAAGGUGCGGGACGACGAGGAGAGUGAGGAGCGGUGGGAGGAGGAGAGGAGGAGGGAGGAGAGGAGGAAAGAGGAGAGGAGGAAGGAGGAGGAAAGGAAGAAGCUGCGUUCAAACAGGGCCAAUGGUGAUGGUCAGGUGGGAGGUAAGCAAGGGGGGGACAGGCAAGGGGGAGACAGGCAAGGGGGAGACAGGCUCACAGAUGGGGGCAGCACUCGGGAAGGGGUGCAGACCAGUUUGCGUGAAUCCACAGCCAGUAAUGCAUCAGUCUUUAACGUGUACAGUGGGGCAAGGGAAGGAUAUGGAGCCAGCAAGGCUCUUGGAGUGGAUCCCUCUGGGUCAGUCUCAACUGCAAGGCCAGCAGUGGAGUCCGAAAGUGAAGGUAACGGAGGGGUGGGUGUAGGUAGUAGCACUGGGGUCGGUGCAAGUGGGGGAGGUGGGUUGCCUGUUUGGGGGGGAAGGGCACGAAUGGUGUCACCUGGGAAGAUUAGGGGAGAAGCUGAAGGAGAGUCCGUUCCUGAGAAAUAGCACAUGUGAGUCAGGCACAGUGAAUGAAUAGUUGGGAGACAAUCUAUUAAAUAGGUGUAAGUGUACAAAUAGAUAUUAAAUAUGUAGCUUAGCCAUAUAUUAAUAUAAUGUUAUUGAAAGAUUCGGGGAAAAAAUCCAGAUAUAAGGGGAUUAGCCGUGUAUAGUAGUUGUAGGCUGUUUUUUCUUGUGUGGCUUUUGUGUUGGACUACCAUUGUCUUGGACUUUAG